Eutrema salsugineum is the source of this 980-nucleotide messenger RNA. Its product is annotated as probable 2-oxoglutarate-dependent dioxygenase AOP1. Gene Ontology annotation, molecular function: dioxygenase activity. The record is from RefSeq and is a predicted model, not a curated record. Bases 15 to 980 code for a protein of 321 amino acids. NCBI's taxonomy places the organism in Eukaryota, Viridiplantae, Streptophyta, Magnoliopsida, Brassicales, Brassicaceae. The transcript has 3 exons.
CUUAAACGGAAAAAAUGGUGAGUUUGGAAACAAGUCUUGCUCUUCAGCUCCCGGUCAUUGAUUUCACAAGUCCAAACCUAAAGCCAGGAACUGCAGAGUGGGACUCAGUGAGAGGCCAUGUCCGAAAAGCUCUAGAAGAGUACGGAUGCUUCGAGGCCUUGUUCGAUAAAGUCCCUGUCCAACUUCGGAAAGCAGUUUUUGAUGCUUCUGAGGAGGCUUUCAAGCUACCUUUAGAGACCAAACAGAGAGUUGUGUCGAGGAGGAAGUACAGAGGAUACAUAGGUCAGAUUCCAACGUUGCCUCUUUUCGAAGUCUUGGGCGUUGAUUUUGCAGAAAAUGAAGAUAAAGUCAAUGAGUUUACUCAUAAGCUCUGGCCCCAGGGCAAUACAAGUUUCAGCGAGGCGGUUAUGUCAUUCACGGAGAAAGUGUCAGAACUGGACUUCAUGACCCGGAGAAUGAUAAUGGAGAGUUUUGGGAUCAAUGAAGAUUACAUAGGGAAACAUUUGAACUCGACGAAAUGUCUCAUGAGAAUGAUGAAAUACACAGGAGUGGAAGAAACAGAGGAAGAGUUAGGCAUGGAGGCUCAUACAGACAGAAACGUGCUCACUAUACUUUGCCAGAACGAAGUAAAAGACGGACUCGAAGUGAAAACAAGUGACGGUAAGCACUGGAUCAAGGCCAAUCCUUCCCAAGAUUCUUCAUUCAUCGUUCUUGGCGGAGCUACGCUGCAUGUGCUUAUGAAUGGUCGGGUGCUUACUGGUGUUCACCGAGUGAUGAGGAUGGGAACGAACACGAGAUUCUCAGCUGGAUUGUUCUCUGUUCCAAAAACAGAGGAUUUGAUAUAUGCACCAGAAGAAAUGGUUGAUGCUGAGCAUCCUCGUUUGUAUAAGCCAUUUGAUUUUGAAGCAUACUUUCAGUACACCACUGAGGGAUCUGGAAGGAGAGAUCUAGCUGCUCUCAAGACUUACUGUGGCCUUUGA